This is a messenger RNA of Galdieria sulphuraria, 1000 nucleotides long. Its product is annotated as U2 small nuclear ribonucleoprotein A'. Bases 151 to 870 code for a protein of 239 amino acids. Gene Ontology annotation, molecular function: U2 snRNA binding; protein binding. Gene Ontology annotation, biological process: mRNA splicing, via spliceosome. The transcript has 2 exons. Lineage: Eukaryota; Rhodophyta; Bangiophyceae; Galdieriales; Galdieriaceae. The record is from RefSeq and is a predicted model, not a curated record.
UCCACAGACCAAAAAUUUUUAUUUAGAUCGAUACAUUUCACUCUUUUGAUUAUUUACAACUCAUCUAACUAUAACUACGACAUAAUAGAAAAGCCAUGAUUAAAUGAUUGGCGCUUGUUGUUGGGAGUCUUCUCUGCUUCUUUGGCAAUCAUGAGAAUUACUCCAGAACUGCUAUCUCGAGCACCACAAAUAUUAAACUGCUUAGGAGAUAGAGAACUCGAUCUUCGAGGAAACAAAAUUGCCGUGAUUGAAAACCUGGUGACGGUUAUCGAUUUGUUUGAAACGUUAGACUUUUCAGAUAAUGAAGUUCAACGACUAGAAAAUUUUCCUUUUUCGGAAAGAGUUCAUACACUUCUUUUCAAUAAUAACAAAGUAGUUCGAGUCAGCAAAAAUGUUGGCAAGUCACUUCCCAACUUGGUUUCCCUCAUUCUUACUUACAAUCGCCUGGGAAGUUUAUCCGACUUGAACGAACUAGUGCAUUGUAAGAACCUGCGUCGUCUAUCUUUGGUAGGGAAUCCUGUUACCAGACAAAAACACUAUAGGGAGUAUAUCAUCUUCUUAAUGCCGUGGAUUCGUGUGCUAGAUUUUCAAAAAGUGAAAGACGCCGAACGGAAAUAUGCAGUAAAAUUGUUUUCUGGUAUAAAAGGAGAACAGUUGAGACAAGCUAUUUCAACUGCACCGAAAACUUUUGUUCCCGGAGAGUUGGAAGGACAAGGUCCAACAAAGGAGCAGAAACAGCGUUUGAAGAAAGCUAUUGAAGGAGCUAAGACACUUGAUGAUGUAUCUAAACUUGAAUAUGCCAUAAGAACGGGUGAUUCGAAACUUAUUGAAGAAGCUUUGAAGUCUGUGGAACAACGUAUUCCAACUUGAAGUUUGAGACAAAGAAUUUUCAAAGAGAGCUAGUGGAGACUAACCGUAGAUUCUUUCAAUUGCAACGUUGGCUGUAAAAGUUAGGCACAUUUUGGAUUGUCUUUUGAAAAAUAAAGGAUGGAGUCCGGAC